This is a messenger RNA of Lasiodiplodia theobromae, 3774 nucleotides long. Its product is annotated as Hsp90-like protein. The transcript has 3 exons. Gene Ontology annotation, molecular function: protein binding; phosphorelay sensor kinase activity. The record is from RefSeq and is a predicted model, not a curated record. Gene Ontology annotation, biological process: phosphorylation; phosphorelay signal transduction system. Lineage: Eukaryota; Fungi; Ascomycota; Dothideomycetes; Botryosphaeriales; Botryosphaeriaceae. The coding region runs from base 1 to 3774 and encodes 1257 amino acids.
AUGUCUGCCGUAUAUCCGGAGGCGGCCAGAGAACGGGACCUGCACAGGUACUACCAGCCCUGGCUCGAUGCCCAGAGCCUCGUAAAUGUCAACAACCAGGGCGCCAGCCUCGCCCUCACCUACAAGGGCUUUCGCGCCCAGCCCUCGCGCGACAAGGCCCUCACGGCCUUCGCCCAGCUGGCUGCCCUGCGCCUGGGCGUGCGCCGCGCCAUGGUGUCUCUCGUUGACGCGCAACAGCAGUACAUUCUUGCCGAAGCCACCAAGACCCUCUCGCUAAUUGACGACCUCCGCCAUGGCCCCGGCGACAGCAUCUGGCUCGGCCAGACCGUCAUUGCGCGACACGACGGCGUUGAAGAGAACCUCUUCGGCUCGAGGUACACUGCCACAGACGAAGACGGAAGCACCUACACCGGCGAGGGUCUCGUCAUCCCCGACCUGCGCUUCGACGACCGCUUCAAGGAUCGCGACUACGUCAAGUCCGAACCCGCCGUCCGUUUCUACGCAGGAGUUCCUAUCAGAACCAAGGCUGGCCACCGCAUUGGCGCAUAUUCCGUGUCCGACGAGAAUCCUCGCCCUGGUCUGACCGUCGACGAGUUCAAGUUCAUGCAGGACGUGGCCACCACUGUGAUGGAACAUUUGGAAAUGGCAAAGGACAGGGAUGAUAGGAAUAAGGGAGAGAGAAUGGUGCGAGGGCUGGCCGACUUCAUCGAGGGUGUGACGAUAGAACCGGACAGUCCUGAACCGGCGCACCUCAGCCCGACAACUGCAUCGAAUCCGUCCGACGAGAUCUUUGGAAGCAGCUCCAUAAUGCGCACCCCCUCAUUCCGUAGCCACUCGUCCACGCUGAAGAGGCAGACUGAGAACUCGCGCAUUGAGGACAAGGAAUUCCCCAAGCCUGUUCGCGGUCCGUCGUUCUCCUCGUCGACCUUGCCAGCGAGCAUGGCGAAACCCGACAGAGCUGAGCCCGAGGAUGACGUUGGUAACGUUUUCUACCGAGCAGCGAACAUAAUUCGUGCAAGUACAUCGGCAGAUGGUGUCGUUUUCUUCACGACUUUCUCGAGCGACAUCCAAACUUCUCCAAACGACCCUCCUAGUGGCCUUGCCGACCCAAGUGAUGAUUCGCAGACCUCUGAUAGUGGACCGCCUUCAAGCUCAGGUGAUCAAAGGCUUCCUCGGAGGUCUAGAAAGUCGCCUGGGUCUGUCUCAAGCAUAUCCAAGGAAACCGUCGCUGCCAUGGAAGGAGAGCAGAACGCCCGUUUGGACAAGAUUUGCGAAGUAGUGGGGCUGUCUUUAGAUCCCUAUACCAUGAGGGAAGAACCACUCACCGAGAAAAGUUUCAAUUUCUCAGAACGCAGCAUGGAACGUUACAUCAAAAGAUUUCCCCACGGCAAAUUCUUCAGCUUCACAGACCAAGGAGCAGGUAUCUCGUCAGAUGAAAAAUCAGACCCUGAGCACAUGCAGGCAAGCCGUGGCGCAGGCUCAACUGCAGAGUACCCUAAAAAGACGAAAAAGAAAGAGAAGCUGAUCCCUACCGAGCUGCUGAAAGUUUUGCCCGGCAUUAGAAGCUUGAUUUUCCUGCCCAUGUGGGAUCCGACCGUCGAACGAUGGGUUGCCGGCGCUUUCAUCUGGACGUCAACGGCUGGCCGUUUGAUGAGCCCGGACAAUGAGUUGCCUUACCUGAAGGCAUUUGGCAACAGCAUCAUGAGCGAAGUUGCUAGAGUCAAUGCACAAAGGGCAGACCGGGCAAAGACGACAUUUAUUGCCUCGAUCAGCCACGAACUGCGCUCACCCCUUCAUGGAAUUCUAGGAAGUGUUGAGUUCUUGCACGAAACUGCAAGCACAACAUAUCAGGCAUCGCUUUUCACGUCCAUUGAAAUCUGCGGCAAGACUUUGCUGGACACUAUCGAUCACGUCCUCGACUAUGCCAAAAUCAACAAGCUGGGGAGAACUCAUAAGAGGAAAAAGCACGAAACUCGCCAUAAGCACAUCCCUAAUGGAACCGACAACUCAGUCAUGGGGGUUACCACCGAAUUCGACCUUAGUGCGCUUGUCGAGGAAGUGGUUGAGGCCGUUUGUGCUGGAGAUGCGUUCAAGAAGGCCCAUGCCGGAGCAUUCCAUGAUUCAGGCCCAGCAAUCAAAGCAUUUCGCUCGACGUCUGACGCGUUUGUCAAAGACUCUGUGGACGUCACGCCAACCAGCGAAGGCAGAGUUACGAUUCUCCUCAACGUGCAUCCUACUGGCGGGUGGAACGUCAAGACGCAGCCUGGAGCUUUGCGGCGGAUCGUCAUGAACCUCUUAGGAAAUGCCCUCAAAUAUACCACUUCUGGACACGUCACUGUGAACUUGUCAGCAUCAAGGAGUAUCGAUCCGACGCGACUUGAAGCUCAUCUCCGCAUUGUGGACACCGGGAUUGGAAUGUCUGUCGAAUACCAAAGGACACGCCUAUUCUCGCCAUUUUCCCAGGAGGAUCCUUUCGCCGUUGGCACCGGAUUGGGACUCAGCAUCGUUCGACAGAUCAUAGAUUCGCUUGGCGGAACGAUAGACGUGAAAAGCACCAAAAAUGUCGGCACUGAAGUGGACGUCUUUCUCACAUUGCCCCUAUCAGGGCAUCAAGCAAAGGAUCCGGAGAGCACUAUCAUGCCUGCCACCAUUUCGACGAGAGGUAUGAGCACCUGUCUUCUCAUCCCUGAGGUCUCUAGGCACCUAGACCCUACUGGAGACGACAAUCGCCUUAUCGCCUCCUUCCGAGAUACCUGCUAUAACUGGUUUGAGAUGGAUGUCAUUGAAUCUACGACGAUGCAAGGCAUUGAUGCAGACAUAUAUUUUGUGACCGAACCGUCUUUGGUGGAUAAAUUGUUCGAGUUUCAUGCAAGCAAGAGUGGCACCGCGCCUCUGGUGAUAGUGUGCAGGAAUCCGAGCGAGGAAAUUGCAUUGAAGGCCAGAGAAGAUCAUCGACUGCAGGCCCUUGGGCGGCAUGUUAAUGUAGUUUCACAACCAUGUGGUCCACGCAAACUUGCAAGGAUAAUAAUGGGUUGCUUAAAGCACAUCGAAGACGCGAGGUCUAAACCGCCAGUCGGCCGAGCGAUCUCAGCGCCAGCAGUUCUACAUGACCAAGAGGCCAGCUACCAAUCUGACGAGUCACCUCCCGUACCUCAUCGCAACUUGGCGAUUCGCAGUAUGAGUGGGAGCGAGGAAGAUUCCGGUCUUGAGGUCCCAGAAAGAUCACUUCUGAGAGAUGCUAUCACCACUUCUUCUGCCAGCUCCGCUACCGCUAUCGCACCGACUCCGUCUGAAAACGCGCUCAACCGCGACCCUAGUUCGAUUGAGAAUCCGCAUCUGCGGAUCCUUGUCGUCGAUGAUAACCCCAUCAACUUGCAGCUCUUGGUCAUGUUCAUGAAGAAGCAUAAAUUUGCCUAUACCGAGGCUACAAACGGCCUCGAGGCAUUUGAACGUUACAAGGAUGCCACGACAACAAUCAAAUCCCCUUCGUACAACCCUUCAAGUACGCGCAAGAGCUUCGACUUCGUUCUCAUGGAUAUCUCGAUGCCUGUCAUGGAUGGCCUUGCAAGCACUCGAGAGAUUCGGAGAUAUGAGCAUGAGAAAGGAGUUAUGCCAGCCAAAAUUGUGGCAUUGACUGGUCUGGCGUCUGCUCAAGCUCAGGAAGAGGCAAUGGGCAGUGGUAUCGAUGACUACCUUCCUAAGCCGGUCAAAUUUGCCGAGCUCAAAAAAUUGGUCGAGAAGAAGAGAGCAAAAUUAUUGAGUGGAGAGACAUGA